CUCCCGCUAUGGCUGCGCUGCGGAGGCUUUUGUGGCCGCCGCCCCGGCUGCCGCCCCCGCUGUCCCCUCACCAGCCCUUUCUGGGGCCACCGGGGCGGCCUGCGGGGACGGUCCCGGGUUUCCCUGGCCGGCCCUUCUCCAGCCGGGAGGAUGAGGAGGGUGCUGUGGCGGAGGCUGCUUGGAGGCGGCGGCGGCGCUGGGGGGAGCUGAGCAUCGCGGCGGCGGCCGGCGGGGGUCUCGUCGGCCUCGUGUGCUACCAGCUGUACGGGGACCCCAGGGCCGACUCACCGCGGGGGCUGGCGCCGGGGCGCCCCUGCGAGAGCGCGGCCGCAGAGCCCGAGGAGGCGCUCCGCGCCCGGGGGCUGCUUCCCAUCCCGGUCGCUGCUGCCAAGGAGACGGUUGCUAUUGGCAGAACAGACAUUGAAGACUUAGACCUGUAUGCUACGUCUCGGGAGAGACGAUUUCGUUUAUUUGCUUCUAUAGAGUGUGAAGGACAGUUAUUCAUGACUCCCUAUGAUUUUAUUUUGGCUGUUACAACAGAUGAACCCAAAUUUGCUAAAACAUGGAAGUCACUUUCCAAACAGGAAUUAAAUCAAAUGCUCUCAGAAACACCUCCAGUUUGGAAAGGGUCAUCGAAGCUAUUUCGAAGUCUUAAAGAAAGAGGUGUGAUUUCUUAUACAGAAUAUCUUUUCCUUUUGUGUAUUUUAACAAAGCCACAUGCUGGUUUUAGAAUAGCUUUCAACAUGUUUGACACUGAUGGCAACGAGAUGGUAGAUAAAAAGGAGUUUUUGGUGCUUCAAGAGAUAUUUAGGAAAAAAAAUGAAAAGAGAGAAACUAAAGGAGAUGAAGAAAAGCGUGCAAUGCUGCGUCUUCAACUUUAUGGAUACCAUUCUCCUACUAAUAGUGUACUUAAACCAGAUGCGGAGGAACUGGUUUCCAGAAGUUACUGGGAUACACUGAGACGUAACACAAGCCAAGCACUCUUUUCGGACCUUGCAGAGCGUGCUGAUGAUAUAACAAGUUUAGUAGCAGACACUACACUUCUUGUGCAUUUUUUUGGGAAGAAAGGAAAAGCUGAGCUCAACUUUGAAGAUUUUUAUAGAUUCAUGGAUAACCUCCAAACAGAAGUUCUAGAGAUAGAAUUCCUUUCCUACUCUAAUGGAAUGAAUACUAUCAGUGAAGAAGAUUUUGCUCAUAUUCUUUUACGAUAUACAAAUGUGGAAAAUACAUCAGUAUUUUUGGAAAAUGUGCGUUACAGUAUACCUGAAGAAAAGGGCAUCACAUUUGAUGAAUUCAGGUCAUUUUUCCAGUUUCUGAACAACCUAGAAGACUUUGCAAUAGCUCUGAAUAUGUAUAACUUUGCAAGUCGUUCUAUAGGCCAAGAUGAAUUUAAACGUGCUGUCUAUGUAGCUACUGGACUCAAACUUUCACCACAUUUAGUGAACACUGUCUUCAAGAUUUUUGAUGUUGACAAAGAUGAUCAAUUAAGUUAUAAAGAAUUUAUUGGAAUUAUGAAAGACAGACUCCAUAGAGGAUUCCGUGGUUAUAAAACAGUCCAGAAGUACCCCACUUUUAAAUCCUGCCUGAAAAAAGAACUUCAUAGCAGAUAAAUACUUCUAGAGCAAAAUUUAAAGGAUUACCAUCUAUGUGACAUACACAAGAAGCAAAAAUUUCAGGAAGUGGAAGCAGUUAUGAGAUCAGAACAUGUAGAAAAUGAAGGAAAAGUUGAAACACAAUGAAAUUUAUAUUUUCUUCUUGAGCUAUGAAGCAUAAAACAGAUUAAAAUGUGUCUUACUACAAAUGUUACAUACAUAUAAUCAAGUUGAGCUUUUGCAUUGAUUUACAGAACUCUGUACUUUUUCAUUCCCUUCAGAAGUAUGUGGAUACUUCUAAGACUAUAUAAGUUGUAUUUAAAUAUUUUUUAUUUAUUUGAAAUUUGCCUCAUAUCAAAAUAAUUUAUUACACUGAAUUGAAGAUCACCUAAAAAUGAACAAUGCAUUUUCUUUUAUUUUGAACUGUGUAACUUAUUUUCAGAAAAUGAAUAUUGCUUCAGGUUUAUCUUAGAACCAUUAGAAUUGUUAGUAAGUCUAUUAUUUAUAAGGUUUUUAAUUACAUUGAAAUAAUUCUGGAAAACAUAAAUUAAGCUAUUAAAUAAUAUGAUGGUUUACAGAGUGCUUUUAACUUUUAAAAGUACUUAAUUACCAUUUAGUUUGACCUGUGUAAAGUUUUUUAAAUUUUUAUUCAUUUACCAAAGUCAACAGAAUGUCUGGUAUUCUUUUAUGUAUAUGGUAAAGAAAUUUAAAAUGUAGGAUUUUUUUUUCUCUCCAAAAAAGUCAUAUAUUGACGCUAGCUGCAGCUGCUGUUGUAAUAGUAUAUUGUCUUCAGCAUGAUGCUGCUCCUGACUGAAGGUGGAAUUUGUUAAUAACACUAGGAAAAAUGUUUUACAGCUUUGUAACAUAUUGCUUAUUAUUGUUAUAUUUCUGUAGUGUCAAAAUAACUGUUAUAGAAGACUAAUAUAAAAUGGUUUAGAACACUGAUGUACAUAAUAAAUAGAAGCUAAUGUUUUGUUUCUUGCAAAAGGACCACAUGCAAGUGAUGCUGAAUAGUCAGUCAUAAUUAAUAACUAAUAAUAUAGUCUACUAAUUCAAAAGAAUAUGUCUUAAUAGGGAAAAUAAAAAUUUUCUGUUGAAAAGUAACAAAAUUAGGCCGGCGCCGUGGCUCAACAGGCUAAUCCUCCGCCUUGCGGCGCCGGCACACCGGGUUCUAGUCCCGGUCGGGGCACCGAUCCUGUCCCGGUUGCCCCUCUUCCAGGCCAGCUCUCUGCUGUGGCCAGGGAGUGCAGUGGAGGAUGGCCCAAGUGCUUGGGCUCUGCACCCCAUGGGAGACCAGGAGAAGCACCUGGCUCCUGCCAUCGGAACAGCGCGGUGCGCCGGCCGCAGUGCGCUACCGCGGCGGCCAUUGGAGGGUGAACCAACGGCAAAAGGAAGACCUUUCUCUCUGUCUCUCUCUCUCACUGUCCACUCUGCCUGUAAAAAAAAAAAAAAAAAAGAAAAGAAAAGUAACAAAAUUAGAAUUUCAAGUGGAGCUAUACUUUGUUAUUACUAAACAGGAAUUUGCUCAGUUAAGAACGUUUAGUUUAUGCAAGGAUAGUAUACAAAAAUAGAAGUGAUUUAAAUUAAUAUAUUUAUUUACUGCAUGUGGAAGGUAAGUUCAUUUAUUCCUAAGACAUAUUUAUUAUAAGUUACAUACACUCCAACCAUUACCUUGCUUUCACAUUUGAAAUUAGGAAACACUGACUUUGUUUUUAAAAGUUACUCAAUGUGAAAUUGAUCUGCAUUUGUUUAUUUAUAAAAGUAAAGUUAUUUAUAAAAAAUGUUAUAUUACUAUUGAUUUUUUAUUUGUUAGACUUUUUAGAUUUUCUCCCUGGUAUUAUUUAUUAUACUAACAUACACAAACAUUCAUAAAUUUUAGAAUCCUAUAUAGUAUGAUAAUUUAAUUUCACCUGCUUUAAAGGCCAAUUCAAUUGACAAUUGAUGAAACAGAAAUGCCUGCCCAUUCAUAUAAUAUGCUGAACUCUAUUUUACCUUACAAUGAAUGUUCUCAAUAUUAUUUGAUAUCUAAAAUUUUUAAUACUAUUUAAUUUUUAAUCCUUGACUGUAUGUUAUAUUAUUUUGCAUACUUGGAAAGUCUUAUAAAUACAGAUCAAAAAUUGAAUUAGCCCAUUAAAAUUAUUUACAAUUCUGCCAUUCUCCCAAGGAAGAAUAUGAAACUAUAUAUAUACACUCAUUAUUCUUUACUGCUUAUCAGAAUGCAUACAUAACUAUCUGUUUACAAGGCUACAGUAUAAUAUUAAAGCGAGAAUAAAUAAGAUACUCUGAUCAAUCAAAAUGGAAAAAUAGUUAAAUUAGUGAUUCCUUUUAUAUUAUCAUGCUGGAUCUUUAUCAUUUAUAAAAUGAGAGAUAAAAGUAUUUCACUGGAUUGUUGUUUACAUCAAUUUAAAACUUUUAAAUUUUUUAAAAAUAAUUUACUGACUCCAUGUAUGUAAUUAUUUUCACUACCUCCUUCUAUAAAUUAUUCUUUGGAAAGAUUAAGUUAUACAUGUAAUUUCAGUGUAAAUUUUUACAGAAACCCUAUGUGACAAAUAGUUUAUGGUACUUGUCAGAAUCAUUUCACAAAAAGAAAUUCAUGUAACUAAAGUUCCAAUUUAUUGUUCUUAUAAAUUAUAAAGCAACCUGUCUUAGAUUCUUAUCUUAAAAUAAAUAUAAGUACCCUUGAACCAAGAAACAUUGUACUUUGCUUUUAUAUAUUGACAUCUUUCUGAAAAAUGCCACCUCCAAACUUGGGAAGUCUGUAUGGAUUAUCAAACUUCCAUUGAUCAUAUACCCUCUGGCAUGGCAAUACAUGCCAAUGAAACUGCUGUCAUCAACAGUUGUCAGUAAGUAAAUCCCAGGGCCAGAAAGCCUUUCAGAGUAUCUUUAGGAUUCCUGUAUUAUACAGCUAUGGUCAUUGGUACUGGAAAGUCUUUCAGAAAAAUCUACAUGUGACUAAAUGUAGUAUCAGUAUUGCUUCAGAAAAAUGAUUGUUUAAAUGGCUUAAAAUAAUUGACCCAAAACUAUAGAAGUCCCUGUGUUACUGAUGGUAUUGUGUAAGCACAGAAUUACUAAGACAAUGCCUAGAAAUUUUCCAGUUUUCUAAGUAAAUUAGUUAUUAUCCUACUUCUUAUGGAUAUAUGAUAAUCACUUUUUAAAAAGUCAUUUUACUUCCAAAGGAUAUAAAAUAUGAAUUGUAUACUAUUUCAAGGAAUACAAUAAAAAUUU
Lepus europaeus (European hare) is the source of this 4817-nucleotide messenger RNA. RefSeq names its product mitochondrial calcium uptake family member 3 (gene MICU3). NCBI's taxonomy places the organism in Eukaryota, Metazoa, Chordata, Mammalia, Lagomorpha, Leporidae. Bases 9 to 1610 code for a protein of 533 amino acids. The transcript is spliced from 15 exons. The record is from RefSeq and is a predicted model, not a curated record. Gene Ontology annotation, cellular component: uniplex complex. Gene Ontology annotation, molecular function: calcium ion binding. Gene Ontology annotation, biological process: mitochondrial calcium ion homeostasis; calcium import into the mitochondrion.